AUGAACCAUAAAGAGAAAAUGGGAGAAGAAAAUCUCACUAUGGUGGAAGAAUUUGUUAUCCCGGGAUUUUAUGAGCUACCAAACCUCCAAGUCUUUCUGUUUGGGAUUUUCACAGUCAUCUACUUGAGUAUUCUAAUGAGAAGUGGACUCAUCAUUGUAAUAACCAAGACUGAUCCAGCUCUCCAUACACCCAUGUAUUUUUUCCUAGGAAAUUUUUCCUUUUUGGAAACCUGUUACACAUCAAUUAUCCUUCCCAAAAUGAUGAUGAACAUUUGGACUCAAAACAGAAAUAUUUCUUUCAUGGCCUGUGUUGUACAACUUUGUGUUUUUCUUAUUCUGGGAGGUGCUGAGUGCUUCCUCUUAGCUGUGAUGGCAUAUGACCGCUAUGUGGCCAUUUGUAAGUCUCUCCACUAUCCUGUCAUAAUGAAUCAAAAAGUGUGUAUCCAGCUGGUGGUUGGGUCCUGGAUAUGUGGGUGCCCAGUGCAGAUAGGGCAGACAUACCUGGUUUUCUCUCUGUCUUUUUGUGAUUCUAAUAAAAUUAAUCAUGUUUUCUGUGACAUUUUUCCCUUACUGAAGUUGGCCUGUGGGGGCACCUCUAUAAAUGAAUUAUUUGUUUAUGCUUUGGCUAUGCUGUUUGUUUUGGUACCCUUUCUUUUGAUAAUUUGGUUCUAUGUCAAUAUCAUUGCUACCAUUCUGAAUCUGCCAGUGGGCAUGAGGAGAUCUAAAGCCUUUUCCUCUUGUUCAUCCCAUCUAAUUGUUGUGGCCUUCUUCUUUGGGUCUGCUAUCAUAACAUAUUUAAGACCUAAGUCCUCACACUCCCCAGGAAUAGACAAAGUGCUCUCUCUUUUCUAUACCAUUGUGACCCCAAUGUUUAACCCUUUGAUAUAUGGCCUAAGGAAUAAGGAUGUCAUUGCUGCAUUGAUGAAAAUUUUAUCUAAAUGA
Molecule: messenger RNA, 942 nt
Organism: Vombatus ursinus (common wombat)
Lineage: Eukaryota; Metazoa; Chordata; Mammalia; Diprotodontia; Vombatidae
Product: olfactory receptor 10AG1-like
Exons: 2
Coding region: 1-942 (313 amino acids)
Biological process (GO): G protein-coupled receptor signaling pathway
Cellular component (GO): membrane
Molecular function (GO): G protein-coupled receptor activity; olfactory receptor activity
Source: RefSeq, a predicted model, not a curated record